This is a messenger RNA of Echinococcus granulosus, 663 nucleotides long. RefSeq lists its product as hypothetical. The transcript has 3 exons. NCBI's taxonomy places the organism in Eukaryota, Metazoa, Platyhelminthes, Cestoda, Cyclophyllidea, Taeniidae. The record is from RefSeq and is a predicted model, not a curated record. Bases 1 to 663 code for a protein of 220 amino acids.
AUGGCACACCUCUAUCCCAUGUUGCAUACCUUCCUCUCCUUCUGCGGUCCCCACUUGGGCACACUCUAUAGCACCUCAGGCCUCGUCUCCAUGGGUAUGUGGGCUCUACAGAAGCUGAAAAAGUCUCGAAGUCUCCUUCAAUUACGUCUGCGCGACAACCCCGACCCCCGGGAGACCUUUAUGUACGCGCUCAGCGCGGGAGAGGGAUUCGAUCGAUUCCGCUAUGUCCUCCUUGUCGCCAGCCCCCAGGACCACUAUGUUCCGCAUCACUCUAGUCGCAUUGAGCUCUGCCGGGCAGCCCUGCAGGAUCCCUCCGAAAUUGGCAUAGUAUAUAUGGAGAUGGUGGCAAACAUUCUUCAGCGGAUGAUCAAAAGCGGCCGUACCACAGUGGUGCGCUACGAUGUGCACUACGAGGUACAGAGCUCCGCCAACCACUUCAUCGGUCGCGCCGCGCAUAUCGCUGUUCUCGACUCUGAUGUCUUCAUGGAGAAGUUCUUCUGUGUCUCAGCCGCCAAGUACUUCCGUUGCGAUGACAUUGAGGAUGGCAGUGGAAGUGGUGAACUAGGAACCGAUGAUCCGUCUGCCUCUUCUUUAUCCCUCACCUUCGAUGCUCCCCCCUUGCAAAAGGAGGCUGACGUGCUCACCCACAUUCCACCGAAUUAG